CUUCAGUUAGUAUGUUAUAAAUUCAGUUGUUGUUUUUUUCUUUAUCUGGAGACAAAAAAAAGACAUUGUUAUAAUUUCACUUGAACAAUGAGGAAAUGUGAUAAUGUCAGCGGGUUAAAGAAAAAUAAAUACAUUCAUAGAAAUGUUAACGAGGUCUCUUGCGCAUGCGCGGUUCGUGUUACAGGAAUGGCCGGAGCGUCUGCGACCUCUAACGGUGCGACUGAAAAGCGCUCCGGAGAGGCAGAAAAAGAGUGUAAAAAAGGAUGGUUGUGCAAAAAAACUCAUUUUACACGUCGCUGGAAGCCGGCUUGGUUUCAGAUUAAAGACUCCAGACUUUACUACGGCGGAAAAGAAAAGUAUCCGGUGAAGUCCAUCAGUCUGAUUGGGGCAGGAAUUGAGGCCCAGGACCAGGAUGGACAUUUUGACUGGACUAUAAGACCACAGGGAAGUGAAAGAGCAUAUUUCUUUCGGGCUGGCUCAGCUGAGGAGCAGCAGCAGUGGAUGGUGGCUAUCUGUGAAGCACAGAUGGGUUCUGGAGAGCACACUUCCAAUGCAUGUGUGAUCCAGUAGUGUGUGUGUGACGAGGAGGUCCAUUCCACCCCUUAGAAAGAAAUAAAAUUAGCUUGUCAAAUAAUUGAGCAUCCUUUCCAGUGGCUAAAAAUUGAGUAAAAAAACCCUAAGUGGAGUCCUAUUUUUAUUAAUGUUAACAUGCUAACAGAAAGCCUAACCAAAGCCAGCCCAAGUAAACCAACAACCAACACAAAAAUCAUAGAACCAGGGCUACAAGUGACUACAGAAAUCAUAUAUCUGCAGAAUGUCAUUCAAAAACAAACCUGUAAAUUGAAUUGCAGCCCAUAUUAAUGCUGGUUAAGAAAAUCAAUCAACACCACUUGAAUAAUCAGUAUCAAGCACUGAACUUAAACAUGAACAUAACACAAUUCUAAAAGUAAAAAGGCAUAGAUUAAGUCAUAUGUAGAAGUUUCCCUAAAAUAUAUCCUGCAGUUUGAAAGGUUUGCAAACUUUACCAUUAAAUUUCCAUUACACACCCACAGGGGGCAGUGUUGUAUAAUUAAACAUGGGAACAUUCGAUCCUAGGAAGAUGCAUUUAGCACUCAUUUGACCUCUGUGCUGCUUUACUUCUCUGUAAAUGUAAUAUAUCAAGAAAGUUAAGUAAAAAGCAAAACGACAUGACUGGAAAAAAGUACAACUCAGCAAGCAGCAUGGUGAAUACGGGCUACUGAUAGAUAUGGUAAUAAUUGGAUUAUACAUCACUGAUAAUUUAGACAGACAGACGGACGGACGGACGGACGGACGGACGGACGG
Molecule: messenger RNA, 1323 nt
Organism: Silurus meridionalis
Lineage: Eukaryota; Metazoa; Chordata; Actinopteri; Siluriformes; Siluridae
Product: pleckstrin homology-like domain-containing protein
Exons: 2
Coding region: 88-570 (160 amino acids)
Source: RefSeq, a predicted model, not a curated record